GCGUAACGUCACGAACCGCAUUGAGCAGCAUUGAGCCAAUCGGAAUUGUCCGAAUUCUCUUCAGCCAUCCAUGUCAAUUUCUGCGGAAUUGAAAGCUUCAGCAAGAUCAGCGUACCGAAGCCUCUACCGAGCAUCUUCCUCUACAUUCGGUGGGGAUGCUACUGUUCUUUCAGCUUUUCGGUAUAAAAUGAGGGAAGACGCAUCAACGUACAAGUCAGAAACGGAUCCUUCUGCUUAUGAAGCACAUGCAACGCAAGCUAGAGACAUUGCUCAAUUUCUACGACGUAAUGUUGUACAGGCGACUAAAUUACCUGAGGAAGAGACGUGGUCUAUCCGUAUUACGCAGGAUACCGAGCUCGGCUCCAAUGACUCGGUCAAAAACCCCUCAGUAAUGCCUUCCAAUCGGAGAGCAGCACAUACAGAAAAUGCUGCUCCAGCUCAUGAUACAUUCCCGCCCAAACGUCCAAUGUAUUAUUCUGCUCUCAAACGCGCUUCCAGUCAACGCAAGAUCCCCGAGCUGAAAGAAGAGGAUAUUGAGGAAUCGUUUGUGCGCGGCAGUGGUCCUGGUGGACAAUCUGUAAACAAAACUGAGAAUAAUGUCCAACUUCUUCAUAAACCUACGGGCAUUCGCGUAGCAUGUCAGGAAACACGGUCUCUUUUCACGAAUCGCAUGUUAGCUCGUCGGUUGUUGACCGCUAAGGCCCGUAUCAUCCGCUCUGUGAUUGAGGUAUCAACUAAUAGUCUGCAAUCCGAAUGUCAACAGUUGGACGCGCUUGAAAAUCCUGGUCUGUCCAAAGAAGAGUUAAAAAGAGCCAAACAACGGGAGAGGGAGCGCCGACGCAGAAAGAAGGCAAAAAAGAAGAUCGAAAGGAAGCAGAUUGAGACAUCAGAAGAAAUAGAGGACAUAUCAAAGAACUAA
Messenger RNA from Lentinula edodes (shiitake mushroom), 919 nucleotides. RefSeq lists its product as uncharacterized. The record is from RefSeq and is a predicted model, not a curated record. The transcript is spliced from 5 exons. Gene Ontology annotation, biological process: translational termination; mitochondrial respiratory chain complex III assembly. Lineage: Eukaryota; Fungi; Basidiomycota; Agaricomycetes; Agaricales; Omphalotaceae. The coding region runs from base 71 to 919 and encodes 282 amino acids. Gene Ontology annotation, molecular function: translation release factor activity.